Penicilliopsis zonata CBS 506.65 is the source of this 939-nucleotide messenger RNA. RefSeq lists its product as hypothetical. The record is from RefSeq and is a predicted model, not a curated record. Gene Ontology annotation, cellular component: P-body. NCBI's taxonomy places the organism in Eukaryota, Fungi, Ascomycota, Eurotiomycetes, Eurotiales, Aspergillaceae. Bases 1 to 939 code for a protein of 312 amino acids. The transcript has a single exon. Gene Ontology annotation, molecular function: enzyme activator activity; mRNA binding. Gene Ontology annotation, biological process: deadenylation-dependent decapping of nuclear-transcribed mRNA; deadenylation-independent decapping of nuclear-transcribed mRNA; positive regulation of catalytic activity.
AUGACGUCCCGCAAACCACGACGACGAAACCAACAGCAGAUCCAACCGUCCGACUACGAAUCCGACACGAUUAGUUACAAUUACCUCUCCGAUAGCAAACCGCCCGCCGAGUUCGUGAUGGCCUCGCCGCCACAGCGGUCGAACGAAGAGCUGAACCUCGCCGUGCUGCGCCGCCACAACCCGGCGAUCACAAGCAUCCUCUCGCUGGCGCCCUACGCGGUCGUGUACCUGUUCAGUCCGACCACGCGGCAGUGGGAGAAGAACGGGGUGGAAGGAAGCAUGUUUGUGUGUGCGUUGACGCAGGGGAGCCAAGGGGAAGAGCGGUAUUGCGUCUUUGUGCUCAACCGGCGGGGGUUGAAUAAUUUCGACACCCAACUGACAGAGGGGGACAACGUGGAGGUGACGGAGGAAUACGUGAUUCUCAAAGUGGACAAAACCAACGAAUAUGAUCAUACUACUGCUUCUGCUGCUGCUACGGACGGAGAUGUGCAGAUUUACGGCCUCUGGAUCUACUCCGAACCACCCCCGAACUCGACGGCAGAGACACGUACCCUCAAUGCCCAGGUGAUCCGCGAAUGUGCCGUGCAUGCAGGCGAGAGCCGCAAGCUGGCCCGCGAGCGACUCGAGGCCCUGCGCCAGAAUGGCCUACACGUUGCCGCCGCGGCGGCCUCCACGGCUCCAACGGACGAGGUGGCGGCCGAGCAGGCAGUGCCGAUGGGGCGGCAGAUUUCUUUGAAGGAUCUGUUCGGGCAGCAGAGGGCGCAGGAUGACGAGUGGAGUGUCAAGGCGCAUCAUAUCCAGCCUCAACAGCACCAGCACCACCAGCACCAACAGUACCAGCAACCGUAUCAACAACCUCAACCUCAGCCUCAAUUCCAAGGCGAUGUGCUAGGGGAUCUCUUCCGCAAAGCCGGGCUCGCAUAUCAAGAACGUCUAUAG